GCUGUGCAAUUGAGGCUAGAGAAGAGCAUAAACAACCCAUCCUAUUUCCGGACCUUUUGAGGUGGUCUGAGAGCUGUUGGGGGUGGAAAGAUGGUGGUCUUGGAGGUGGUUCUUGGGCUGGCUUUUGGGCUGCUGAUUAUUUUCAGUGGCUUGUUGAGAUGGAAUGAGGUGAGGUAUAGGAAGAAGGGGCUGCCACCAGGGACUAUGGGGUGGCCAGUGUUUGGGGAGACCACAGAGUUUCUGAAGCAAGGCCCCAACUUUAUGAAGAACCAGAGAGCUAGGUAUGGGAAUUUGUUUAAAACACACAUAUUGGGAAGUCCUACGGUAGUGUGCAUGGAUCCAGAGCUCAACAGAUAUAUUCUUAUGAAUGAAGGGAAGGGCCUUGUUCCUGGUUAUCCACAAUCCAUGCAGGAUUUAAUGGGUAAAUGGAAUAUUUCAGCUGUUCAUGGUUCUCUCCACAAGUCUAUGAGGAGUGCUAUGCUCAGUCUCAUUGGUCCCAGUUUGAUCAAAGACCAACUAAUUUCAGAGAUUGAUGAAUUCUUGAGAUCCUACCUCAGCAACUGGAGUGGCAAAGUCAUUGAUAUCCAGGAGAAAACCAAGGAGUUGUGGUGUCUCUCAGCCUUGAAGCUGAUUGCUGGCAUUGAAAUUGGUCCACUUGCCAAUGAACUCAAAUCAGAGAUCAUGAACCUAGUUUUAGGAACUCUGUCUCUACCUAUAAAAUUUCCAGGUACAAAUUACCGUCGCGGGAUCCAGGCAAGAAGGAAGAUUGUAAGCAUUUUGGAAAAAUUAAUUGAGGAAAGAAUAGCCUCACCAAGCUUCCUGAACUAUAUGCUUGAUUCCCUCCUGAGAAAUGAUGAUGAUGCGAAAGGAAAACUCAGUGAUGAUCAGAUUAUUGAUCUGAUCAUCACCCUCGUCUAUUCAGGGUUCGAAACCGUUUCUACCACUUCAAUGAUGGCUGUCAAGUACCUAAGUGAGCACCCAAGAGCUCUCGAAGAAUUAAGAAAUGAGCAAUUUGACAUCAGAAAAGGGAAGUCACCUGAGGACACGUUGCAAUGGAAUGAUUACAAAUCUAUGAUUUUUACUCGUGCGGUGAUCUUUGAAACUUUGAGAUUAGCCACAGUUGUUAACGGGGUGCUGAGGAGAACGACACAAGAAAUGGAAAUGAAAGGAUAUAUUAUUCCGAAAGGAUGGAGAAUCUAUGUGUACACAAGGGAGGUCAACUAUGAUCCUUUCAUGUACCCUGAACCUUUGGCCUUCAAUCCUUGGAGAUGGCUGGAUAAGAACCUGGAGUCUCACCAAUACUUCCUGGCAUUCGGUGGAGGUGGCAGGCUGUGCCCGGGGAAGGAACUGGGGUUAGUAGAAAUCGCAAUGUUUCUUCAUCACUUUGUGACUAAAUACAGAUGGGAAGAAGUUGGAGGUGACAGAUUACUGAAAUUUCCAAGAGUUGAAGCACCUAACGGGCUGCAUAUCCGGAUAUGGGAUUACUGAAGUCAUAUUAUAUACAGAGUUAGAAAUGUUUACUCACAAAUGAGCCAAGGCAAAUGUCUGCCAAUCUUUUGUAGCUGAAUCAGCAAGAAAAUAAAACUACCAUCAUACCUGAAUCUUCUUUUC
This is a messenger RNA of Phoenix dactylifera (date palm), 1611 nucleotides long. RefSeq names its product cytochrome P450 85A1-like. Gene Ontology annotation, biological process: brassinosteroid homeostasis; brassinosteroid biosynthetic process; sterol metabolic process. Lineage: Eukaryota; Viridiplantae; Streptophyta; Magnoliopsida; Arecales; Arecaceae. The record is from RefSeq and is a predicted model, not a curated record. Gene Ontology annotation, molecular function: heme binding; iron ion binding; monooxygenase activity.